Mesorhabditis belari is the source of this 960-nucleotide messenger RNA. The record is from the annotation of a GenBank genome assembly. Lineage: Eukaryota; Metazoa; Nematoda; Chromadorea; Rhabditida; Rhabditidae.
AUGGGCCACAAGGACUCGAGUUUCAAUGUGCGAUCGUUGAUCAAAGACCAUUUUUUCCGAGGACCCAUCGAAUGGGAUUAUCGGCCGGACAUCAUUUACAAAUUGCUCGAUCUGGCUGAGAAAUCGUUGUCCCGUCAGCCAUCAAUGCUGGAGUUACGCACGCCGCUCGUCGUUUGUGGUGACCUACAUGGGCAAUAUCAGGAUUUGCUGCAAAUCUUUCAGAGUCAAGGUCUUCCCUUUCAACAACGAUAUCUCUUCCUUGGUGACUAUGUCGAUCGCGGAACGCAUUCACUUGAGAUUCUGAUGCUGUUGUUAGCGUGCAAGGUUGAGUACCCGGAUAACAUGUUUUUGCUGCGUGGAAAUCACGAGAUCUCUUCGGUGAACAAAUACUACGGUUUCUUCGGCGAGCUCCGUAUGCGUUUCCACCGGAACAAUGAAUGGGAUGGCCUCUACAGGCGUUUUUGUCAAGUCUUUGGAUAUCUGCCGGUGGCAGCUCUUGUGAAUGGAACUGUUUUGUGUGUGCACGGUGGUCUUGCUCCGACGCUCAAAUCUCUCGACGAUCUUCGAUCCAUCAAACGUCCAGAAAUCGAGCCUGCCGAUGGGGGUCUUUUGGAGAACAUUCUCUGGGCGGAUCCGUCACUUGAUUGUGCCCAUUUCUCGGCGAACACCGACCGCAAUUGCUCCUACAUCUACGGCAAAGAGGCGGUCGACGAGAUUUUCGAGAAGCUCGGCAUCUCGCUUCUCAUACGAGCACAUCAGAUGGUUGAUCACGGCUACGAAUACUUUGCGAACCGCCGCGUUGUGACUCUCUUCUCAGCGCCCGGCUACAAUGAUUCAUAUGAGAAUUUGGGAGCAAUCAUGAAGUUUACCCGUGACGGUGAAUGCAAUUUCUAUCAAUUCGACUCGGCGACGCCUGUCGAUCGAUCGAGGAGCCGCUUCACGCGCAUCGCUUCUACCGAA